Neohortaea acidophila is the source of this 1293-nucleotide messenger RNA. RefSeq lists its product as uncharacterized. The transcript is spliced from 2 exons. The coding region runs from base 1 to 1293 and encodes 430 amino acids. The record is from RefSeq and is a predicted model, not a curated record. NCBI's taxonomy places the organism in Eukaryota, Fungi, Ascomycota, Dothideomycetes, Mycosphaerellales, Teratosphaeriaceae. Gene Ontology annotation, molecular function: protein binding.
AUGGCAGAAGCAGCAGCUGGCGUCGUGGCCUACGAAGCCGUCGAGACUGUGGCUCAAAUUGGCGUGGGCGCCUACUUCCUCGCCAAACCUACAAUGCCGGUGAAGGCAAGGCUCAUUCAGAUAGCAGCAUCAAAGGAUGACGACACCAAGUUAUCUCUUGCACGAUCUGGUCAUAGUCUCACCGUCGUGGGAAGCAAAGCCUACAUUUUCGGUGGCGAAACCACCUCCAACAAGCUCGCCGGGAACGAAGUGCAUGCCGUCUCUCUAGAGCCCACGGAGAAACUGGAGCCCGAGUAUUCUGUUUUCCCAGCCGGCACCAAAGAUGAUGAAGGUGCGAAGGUGCCCUCUGCCCGAACGAGGCAUUCGGCGUGCGCCUUCGAUGAACGUGUGGCCGUCUACGGUGGUGUCGAUCAGUCCGGCCAGCUCAUUGGCGAUGCGCCGACAAUAUGGCUGUUCAAUCCCGCCUAUCACUCGUGGGAAGCUCUGGACUCCUUGAACCCCGAGACCCAACCGCAGCCCCGGAGCUCUGCCGGGCUAUUUGCACAUCAGAACAACUUGAUAUUGUAUGGCGGGGUGGACACGCAGGGCACUCUUUUGAAGGACACAUGGCACUUUGACGUUACCAACCGCCAAUGGACGCCUCUUCCCGACGCUCCAGUAUCUAGCCAACACGCCGCUCUCUCCGACGGCGUGCUCUAUCUGAUCUCCGGCUCCGACAUGGUCGGCGGCGAUCUACACUUCUUGCAACUCAACGCCAAGUCAGACGAAGGACAGGGCUGGCAUACUGUGCCAUUCCCGACAACGCCCCUCACACCUGGACCCCUACCGAGGGCCGGAGCGGGAUUGCUUCCAGUGUCGACAGGCUAUGGGAGGCAGUACCUGCUCUACCUCUUUGGCGCACACACCGCCGGCGAAUCGGCGCAAGCCAGCGAAACGGCAGGGGAGGCUGGAAGCGCACAGCCCGCGUACUGGAGCGACAUCUGGACCUACCAACUCCCCUCGAGCGACCCCGAACUCAAAGCGACCACGCAGAUUUACGAAGCAAUGAAGCCGGCGCGGAUCAAGGACGCCAUCCGGGGCGCUUUGGGUGUGGGAUCGGGCAAACAUUCAUGGGGCGAGGUGGAAGUUUUGCCACCGGGGGAGCUAGUGCCGGCGGCUGGCAAGGUGCAUCCCGGACCGCGCAGCUCGUUUGCAUGUGAUGUCAUGAAGGACAAGCGGAGUGUGGCAGUUUGGGGCGGGAUCAAUCCAAAGGGCGAGCGGGAAGGGGAUGGGUGGGUGAUCAGGUUGGAGUAG